Molecule: messenger RNA, 1592 nt
Organism: Dendrobium catenatum
Lineage: Eukaryota; Viridiplantae; Streptophyta; Magnoliopsida; Asparagales; Orchidaceae
Product: peroxisome biogenesis protein 3-1
Exons: 7
Coding region: 148-1290 (380 amino acids)
Biological process (GO): protein import into peroxisome membrane
Cellular component (GO): peroxisomal membrane
Molecular function (GO): protein-macromolecule adaptor activity
Source: RefSeq, a predicted model, not a curated record
AUUCAACUCAAGUCACUAGAUCCUGCCCUAACCUUCUGGUUGCUUGCUUCUCUCUCCUUUAAGGGCUCUAUUUCUUAAAUCGGUUUAGGUUUCCAGGAACUGGGGAAGGCUUAAUCAUGGAUUCCAUUAUCCGCUGAAAGAGAAACGAUGCUCUCUUUGAGCAGAGGUUUCUGGAAUAAGCAUAGGAGAAAGUUAUUUAUUGCUCUUGGAGCACUGGGAGGUGGUUACGCAAUAUAUAAGUUUUAUGACGCUCAUAGAAGGAGAGUCACUUUGCUUGAGCGACAGUUGGAGGGGGUUCGAGAUGUCGAUGAGCUCAUUAAGUCUCAGUUGCAGAACCAUUUUGAGAACAUUCAGAGAAUCUCGGACACCACAACGCUACCUUAUGCAAUGCAUUAUCUUAAAUCUAGGAUAGCUGCUGAUUUAGAUGUUUCUUAUUUGACGGAGAAGCUCAGGCAAGCCAAGGGCCAGUAUAGCACUCUUACAACGAAGGAUAAGGCUGAGUUAUGGGAAAGGCUUAAAAUUUUAAGUUUUACAAGAUUGGCAACUUCAAUAUGGUCAAUGACGGUUCUUUGUUUAUAUGUAAAGGUUCUGGUUAACAUAUUGGGUAGACAUCUUUAUGUUGAUAUUGCUCGUGGCUCAGAAAGCUCUGAGACACUAGAUGAAGUUGAAUCUUUUGGCAGGCAUGGUCAUCAAGAAUUUCUCGCAACAGCCGAUUAUCUCUCCACCUAUGGUAUUAGUACGUUAAUUAUGAACAUGCAGAGUGCCGCUGCUGAAGUUCUUAAAGAUAAACAGCUAAAAGACCCCUUCAGCAUGGAGAAACUGCAUGAAAUGAUCAUGCAAAUACUACAGUUGUUUAUGAGUAUCGAAUCGCCAAAUUACUGGAUAAGUUAUCUGGUGCCUGAAAAUGCUGUAACAUACAGGCAGAUGAUGGCUCUUCCCUUUAGUGGAUUUGAUGAUACCUCUGCUCUAAUGGAUGUUGGCAAACUUGAGCAACUGGUGUCAGAAACGUGGGCAGUGCUAUCAAGCACUGAAUUCAGAAACAUAACUGAGCUAUCUCUGAACAAGUUGGUGAAUGUGUUGGUUGAAGAGAUCGAUAUGCAGCUUAAAGGUGGCAGUAGUUCGGCAUCAGAAGCCAUCCCAUUGGUGACCCUUCUCCCGAGAGUGACACAAUUAGCCCCACAAUUGCUAGAUGAACCAAGUAGCAACAAGUUCAUUCAGAUCAUUCAGAGUUUGCCUGAAGUUCAAUUUUUUUACACACUUGUGUAUUCAAAUACGCCUCCACUCUCUUAAAACUUGGUAAAAAGUGAAUUAACUGCUGAAAUGUAAUAUGAAUUUUAUGUAAAAUAGUAUUUUGAUUUAUUUUUAGCUGACUCCAUUAGUAGAGGUUUUCAGCUUAUUUUUAUGAGUCAUUUGCUGUCCUGCAAAGUUGGGAGAAUGUGAAAAGCUCUGUAUCUUAUUUUUUAGCUGGUUUAGUUUUCAACUUUACCAAUUUUUUUUUUUUAAGCUGUGUAUCAAUUCAGAUGAUGCUAUAUAUCAGUACAUUCAGACUUUGAUCUUUGUAAAUUUUCAGAGCGAAAUCAAAUAUUUCUUCA